AUGAUUAGAUAUUCAAGAGCAUUCAUUAGGGCUCCUUUGAGGGUUACACCCAAUGCUACGUCCUUGCCUUUAUUGAGAAGGUAUAACAACACUAAAGCACAACCUGAUGCUGAUACACCAGUUGAGACGAAACCAAUUGAACCAGCACCAGUUGAGACCGAACCAGUUGAGCCAGCACCAGUUGAAUCGAAAGUAGAAGACAAACAGAGCAUCUCAGAAAAGGAUCAACGUGAAAAAGAACUUGCUGAAAUGAUUGCCAGAGAAGAAAUUGCUGCCGCAAAAGCAAAGCAAUUGAGGAUGUGGCAACAAGAAAGUAUUGAAUUAAUUUCAACUUUAAAUAAAACUCCAUCCGCUUUGCUUGAACAAAGGUUACAAAAAUUACAAGAGAAUUUAGAAAAAUUACCUAAAAAGAAGGUCAAACAAUUAGAUCAAGAAUUAGAAGAAUUCAUGAUGUCUAAAUUGAUAUUGCCAACUGGAGAAGCAGCCAGAAGACCAUGGAUUAAACAAGAAUCUACUGAAGGAGAUUCAAAUGGAAUUUCAGAUGCACAGGUAACUACCCAAACAACACAAGCUUCAGGGUUUGCUCACGUAAAAGCAACCCCAGAAUAUAAACCAUUUUCGGAACAAGAAUUAUACAUUAGACAAUUGCAUCAUGCUAGAGUUUCUGGGAAGUUAGGGUCAUACGUAACAAACCCAAACAAGAAGUCCCCAAGGAGAAAUGAUCCUACUCUUGAAAAUUUAAUGGCUGCUGGAUGUCAUUUAGGUCAUUCCACUGCUAGUUGGAGACCUUCUACCCAACCAUACAUCUAUGGUAAAUAUAAGGGUGUCCAUAUCAUUGAUUUAAACAAGACAAUACCUAUGUUGAAACGUGCAUGUGAUGUCAUUGAAGGUAUUUCCAGAAAAGGUGGUAUCAUCUUGUAUGUUGGUACUAUGAAGAAUGAUUUUUUGAAACGUCAAAUAGAAAAUCUUGCCUAUGAGACCAAGGCAUACUAUGUAACAAAAAGAUGGAUUCCAGGUAUGAUCACUAAUCAUAGUGAAGUUAUUAAGCAAAUUUCCGCUCCUUCUAAAAUGACAGUUGAUAUGGGUGAUAAAGCAAUCUUUGCCAAACAUCAUGAAUCUCCACAAGUUCUCAAACCCGACUUAGUAGUUUUAUUGAAUCCAGUUGAUAAUAGAAACUGUGUUAAAGAAUGUAUUGCUACUAAUAUCCCUACCAUUGGUUUAUGUGAUACUGAUAUGGAACCUUCUUUGUUAACUUAUCCUAUUCCAGCUAACGAUGAUGGGGUCAGAUCAGUUAGUUUGAUGUUGAAGAUUUUCUCCAAGGCUGCAGAAGAAGGACGUAAGGCAAGACUCGAGGCAUUCGAUGUAUAUAAAGAAGCUCUUGAGGAAUUUCACAAACGAGAAAAACUUCCUGAACAACAAGGAACUGAGCAAAGAAGGGUAGAACACAACCAAGCUCCUCAGCUCGAGUAA
This is a messenger RNA of Hemisphaericaspora subhashii, 1470 nucleotides long. Its product is annotated as mitochondrial 37S ribosomal protein uS2m. Gene Ontology annotation, cellular component: mitochondrial small ribosomal subunit; ribosome. Gene Ontology annotation, biological process: translation. Lineage: Eukaryota; Fungi; Ascomycota; Pichiomycetes; Serinales; Debaryomycetaceae. The transcript has a single exon. The record is from RefSeq and is a predicted model, not a curated record. The coding region runs from base 1 to 1470 and encodes 489 amino acids. Gene Ontology annotation, molecular function: structural constituent of ribosome.